Sinocyclocheilus grahami is the source of this 2429-nucleotide messenger RNA. Its product is annotated as protein asteroid homolog 1-like. NCBI's taxonomy places the organism in Eukaryota, Metazoa, Chordata, Actinopteri, Cypriniformes, Cyprinidae. Bases 45 to 2162 code for a protein of 705 amino acids. The transcript is spliced from 4 exons. Gene Ontology annotation, molecular function: nuclease activity. The record is from RefSeq and is a predicted model, not a curated record.
AAAGGCUUAAUAUUGCUAAAGUUAAUGACAACCAUUUUGUCAACAUGGGAGUCAGAGGACUGAAGACCUACAUUGAAAGCAGGAACAGAAAUUAUUUAAGGAGCUGGGCUUUUAGAGACAAACAACUUAUAAUCGAUGGAUGUAACUUAUACUACACCCUGUACUUUGACUGUAAUUUGGAUCAGAUGCAUGGAGGAGACUAUGACGCCUUUGAGGAGUUGAUCAUUCAAUUCUUUGAGAACCUCAGAGCCUGUGCCAUUCGCCCUUAUGUUGUACUUGAUGGCGGGGCUGACCACACUGACAAAAAAUGGGACACUAUUAUGCAACGAAAACAGGACAGAAUAAAUGCGGCCUUUGCCCUGUCUGUGGGGAAGAAAGAGAAGGUCCUUCCUAUUCUCAUUAAAAGUGUCUUCAGACAGCUCCUUCAAAAGCUCAAUGUACCGCUGGUUCAGUGUCUUAAAGAGGCUGACUGGGAAAUUGCUGCUUUGGCUGAAGAGUGGAACUGUCCAGUUUUGUCCAAUGACAGUGACUUCUAUAUAUUCAACCUCAAGACGGGACUCCUGCCAAUCACACAUUUCCAGUGGAAAAACGUGAAAGUGGACAGAAAGACAAACAAAAAAUUCAUCCAAGCCAAACACUUUACAGUGGGCAAAUUCUGUGCAUCUUUCAAAAUGAACACAGACCUGCUACCAGUUUUUGCGUCCAUCUUAGGCAAUGAUUAUGUGAAGCUGCAAAAUAUCAAAUGCCUGAUUUGGGCAGAGUACUCAGGUCCUGGCACACAGCAUGCCCACAUCAAUGGUUUGCUUAACUGGUUAUCCCAGUUUCCAGAGCCAGAAGCAGCUGUUACUGCUUUGCUGAAACGAACGGACGACAAUGAAAAAGCCAUCACCCAAGAAGCACUUUCCAAGGGAAUCCACGAGUACAAGCUCUUCCCUGGCUCUCUUGCCCAGUUCUUCCACUCAGAGACGAUUCCCUGUACAGGUCCUCUGCAAGUUCUACCUGAAUGGACCUUGAAGCUCCUACUUGAGGGAAAGAUGAGCUCCUCCAUUAUCGAUGUAUUGGUACAUCAAAGGGUUUUUAUGAUAUCUCAGGUUGAAGAUUUCCAACUCCCCUGUAGCAGUGAAACCUCUCGUCCCAUACGCCAGGUGAUUUACGGGUUACUUUUGUUGGGAGAACAACAGACAGCAGAUAAACAAGCGUUAGACAUAAAAACAUUUACUGGCACAAGUAAGUGUUAUGUAGAGGAAUACGGCAGACAGCAAUUGAAACUAAGUAUUCAGAAAGUUGAAGCCAUACAGACCGGGGUGAUGGAAGGACUUCAACUAAAAACAUUACAGAAGGAACCACAUAGUGUGCGACUUCAGGUGCUCCUGGACACUUUGGGUGUGUCGUCUGAGAUGUUCAGAGGGACCCAACCUGCUCUACAUCUGCAAAUGUUUGUGACACAUUACUGGCUAGUAAACGCACAGCCUCAGCCGUCCCAAGUGCAUCUUUGGGGGCUGCUGCUGGGAAUGGUCUAUGGAAAGUUCAGCAGUACACCUAAAAGACAUAGAGACAUGCUGUUGAGACCUAAGAAACUACAAACUGCUGGAAGGAGGAUGGAUCUGGAGCAUGAAACAGCUCAUCUAUACAGCCAGUGGCAGUCCUGCCUGAAGUGGAGUCUCUGUCUCAAUAGUUUACUGUGUUUUCCCGUAUCUGAACCAGAGGUUGCAAGUUUGUACCGUGGAACACUGGUGCACCAUGUUGUCGGAGAUCUCAGGAGUGGCAUCACUCUGGACUGUCUGCUGGUGAGGGGCUCGAGCGCAGAGCGGCUCUUCAAACAGCUGGAGGAUGCAGUUGUGAGCUUGGUGGGUGAAGACUUCAUCAAGAAAAUGAGAACCGGGCUCGAGCACAGAGCUGCUGGGAAAACACAGAGAGACUACAACGGCCAGGAUCAGCCUAUAGAUGAACUGAGCAGUUCCUUUGAAAAUCUGAUGUAUGAGGAUAUUAAUGACUGUGAAGAUGAUGAUGAUGAUCUUAAUGGGAAAGGAAGGAAGAGUAAAGCUAAGGAUCACAAGAAUGAAAUUCCUGACGUUCCCUGCACCCCCCGUACCAGACACAAGGCUAAAGCUCGCAAUGCCAAUCAUCCCUCUAAAAAAUCUGAGAGGAGAUGCUUCGAGUAGACCUUAAAGGACUUUUAAAAACAACAACAAAAAUAAAAGUUUUUGCACUAAUACACUUAUAAUAAUGGAAAUGAGACCAGACAUGCUACCAGAAAAAAAAUGACAGCUUGUCUACUGUAUAUCACAAUCACAUCAUGUCCUGCCAUCCUGUAUUAUUUAUUGAUAAUCACUGCCUGAUUUAAGCUAAAAAUCAUUGUACGAUAUUUGCAUUAAGGUGUUGGACUUUGGGAUUUUGGUGAAUUAAGGGCUGUUCACACCAAGGCCGAU